Messenger RNA from Galeopterus variegatus (Sunda flying lemur), 2658 nucleotides. RefSeq names its product zinc finger CCCH-type containing 7A (gene ZC3H7A). Lineage: Eukaryota; Metazoa; Chordata; Mammalia; Dermoptera; Cynocephalidae. Gene Ontology annotation, molecular function: miRNA binding; metal ion binding. The record is from RefSeq and is a predicted model, not a curated record. Gene Ontology annotation, biological process: miRNA processing. Bases 99 to 1925 code for a protein of 608 amino acids. The transcript has 15 exons.
UUGGUGCGAGGUAUGCUCCUCCACCUUCCUUCUCAGAAUUUUAUCCACCUUUGACUUCAUCCUUAGAAGAUUUUUGUUCUUCUUUAAAUUCAUUUUCCAUGAGUGAAUCCAAACGAGAUCUGUCCACCUCAACUUCUAGAGAGGGAACAACGCUUAACAUCAGUAAUUCUUCCCUUUCGCUUAUAAAUGGACCAGGUAGCCUGUUUGCUUCUGACAGUUUCCUGGGAAUUUCAAGUCAUCUUAGAAAUGAUUUUGGAAACUUUUUUGGAAGUGCAAUUACUAAACCAUCUCUAUCAGUGACCCCAAGACAUCCCCUCGAAGGAACCCAUGAAUUGAGACAAGCCUGCCAGAUCUGUUUUGUAAAAUCAGGCCCUAAGUUAAUGGAUUUCAUUUACCAUGCUAAUAUAGAUCAUAAAUGUAAGAAAGAUAUUUUAAUUGGUAGGAUAAAGAAUGUUGAAGAUAAAUCAUGGAAAAAAAUACGUCCAAGACCAACAAAAACAAAUUAUGAAGGACCAUAUUAUAUAUGUAAAGAUGUUGCUGCCGAGGAGGAAUGUAGAUAUCCAGGCCACUGCACAUUUGCUUAUUGCCAAGAAGAGAUAGAUGUCUGGACUUUGGAACGGAAAGGGGCAUUCAGUCGUGAGGCUUUCUUUGGUGGCAGUGGAAAGAUCAACCUUACUGUGUUUAAACUACUCCAAGAGCAUCUUGGAGAAUUUAUAUUUCUUUGUGAGAAAUGUUUUGAUCAUAAGCCUAGAAUGAUAAGUAAAAGAAAUAAAGAUAAUUCUACUGCUUGCUCUCACCCAGUUACAAAGCAUGAGUUUGAAGACAAUAAGUGCCUUGUCCAUAUUUUACGAGAGUCAACAGUAAAAUACUCCAAAAUACGUUCUUUUCAUGGUCAAUGUCAGCUUGAUUUAUGUCGACAUGAAGUUCGAUAUGGCUGUUUAAGGGAAGAUGAGUGCUUUUAUGCUCAUAGUCUUGUGGAAUUAAAAGUCUGGAUAAUGCAAAAUGAAACAGGUAUCUCACAUGAUGCUAUUGCUCAAGAAUCUAAACAAUAUUGGCAAAAUUUGGAAGCAAAUGCACCUGGAGCUCAGGUACUUGGCAAUCAAAUAAUGCCUGGAUCCCUUAAUAUGAAGAUAAAAUUUGUGUGUGCUCAGUGUCUGAGAAAUGGUCAAGUCAUUGAACCAGAUAAAAACAGAAAAUAUUGUAGUGCAAAAGCAAGGCAUUCGUGGACCAAAGAUCGUCGUGCGAUGAGAGUGAUGUCUAAUGAACGUAAGAAGUGGAUGAACAUCCGUCCUCUCCCCACAAAGAAACAAAUGCCUUUACAGUUUGAUCUGUGCAACCAUAUUGCUUCUGGGAAAAAAUGUCAAUAUGUUGGGAACUGUUCCUUUGCUCAUAGUCCUGAGGAACGAGAAGUAUGGACUUACAUGAAGGAGAAUGGAAUACAAGAUAUGGAGCAGUUUUAUGAACUCUGGCUAAAGAGUCAAAAAAAUGAAAAAAGUGAUGAUGUAUCCAGUCAGUCAAACAGGGAGAAUGGAAAACAAAUUCACAUGCCGACCGAUUAUGCUGAAGUUACUGUGGACUUCCACUGCUGGAUGUGUGGGAAGAACUGUAACAGUGAGAAGCAGUGGCAGGGCCACAUCUCUUCCGAGAAGCACAAAGAGAAGGUUUUCCACACAGAAGAUGACCAGUACUGCUGGCAGCACCGCUUUCCAACAGGAUAUUUUAGUAUCUGUGAUAGGUAUAUGAAUGGUACCUGCACAGAAGGAAGCAGCUGUAAAUUUGCCCAUGGAAAUGCUGAACUUCAUGAAUGGGAAGAAAGAAGAGAUGCUCUAAAGAUGAAGCUCAACAAAGCACGAAAAGAUCACUUAAUUGCCCCAAACGAUAAUGACUUUGGAAAAUAUAGUUUUUUGUUUAAAGAUUUAAACUAAUAUGCUGGCUUUUAUGUACGUUACCUAAUCAGAGCACUGACCAGAAAAAUUGAAAGUGUUCUAAGGCACGUAGCAGAGGAGCUGCAGAUUUUCUGCUUGUAUUGGCGUCUAUCGUUCCUCCUGAGCAGCAACCCACAGUAGGUAGGAAAAUGGGCUGUUUCACAGUUCUGGCCACGCUCUCACAGAACCAUUGGCUCCAAUGGUGAAGUGACUGCUACCCGGUUGCCAUCUGUUGAACAGACUUUUGGAUGGAUGAAGUGUGUUGGAAAAGAGGAUAAGGUUAUGUCUAGGAUGACUCAUUGAGUUGGUUCCUUCAGAUAAGAACCAUGAUGGUAAGAGAAUAAACACUGGUACUGGGAUCAGAAUACAUGAUGGAUGAAAUUCUUUACAUGUUUUAGUGGAACGAAUUUGUUUAAUAUAAUAAAGUUUGCUACUUAUCUGUAUGUAGGUUGCUAAAAAGGAUUUUCUUAACUCAGAUUUUAAGCCAAAUAACCAUUUAACACUAGUAUACGUUAAAUGGGGUAUUUUUCUGUAUUUGUAUGUUUCACUAUAAUAAGGGAACUGAUGAAAGCGUGCAUUGAGAAUAUUUUGAAAAAUAAUCAAUUGACUCAAAUUUUAUUUCUUGGUCUUUUGCUGUUUAAAUGAUGAUUUUGAAAGAUUAAACUCGUACUGUUGGUAUUGCGUAGUGUCUGGACCAAUAUUGCCUGUAAUAAAGAUUUUAUAUAUAGAUGUC